Molecule: messenger RNA, 760 nt
Organism: Daphnia pulicaria
Lineage: Eukaryota; Metazoa; Arthropoda; Branchiopoda; Diplostraca; Daphniidae
Exons: 3
Coding region: 152-676 (174 amino acids)
Source: RefSeq, a predicted model, not a curated record
UAAGUGCAUCAAUAGCGUUUCUCUGGCAACUGACAAGGAGCCGUAGGCUACAAUCUCAAUCUCUUCCAACCUUUUGAAAUACUUCCUGUCUUACUUUCGUAAAUCGUAAUAUUUAUUGUUGGUAACUAAUAUUGCUAUUUGGUUAUUCGCAAUGUGGCAAAACCCCGCUAGAAACAUUGAAAUUAAAGCGAGAAUCAACGAUGUAAAAGCCAUAGUAAAUAAGGUAGCUCAGUUGUGCAAAACGGAAGCAGAAGUGAUCGACCAAACCGACACGUUUUUUAAAACAGAAAAUGGGCGUCUAAAAUUGAGGGAAUUCAAAAAUGGCACUGGAGAACUUAUAUAUUAUGAGAGACCAGAUACUGAUGGACCAAAAUUAUCUAACUAUUCGAAAUCAAUGGUAACUGAUCCGACCUCAUUAAAAGCUGUUCUACAAAUGGCUCUUGGUACGAAUGGCAUUGUAAAGAAGACACGGAUGUUGUCGCAUUUUAAUCAAACACGAAUUCAUAUAGACGAGGUUGUAGGUUUAGGAAAUUUUUUGGAACUUGAAGUGGUACUACAAGACAGUCAAACACCAGCAGAUGGAAUCACUACAGCCCAACUGCUUCUUGAGAUAUUGGGCAUUCCUGCCUCUGAUCUGUUGUCUGGUUCCUAUUUGGAUUUUCUGAAUCUUUUAUGAAGUUAUAUUUUUUGUUUGUACUCACUAAUAUUCAGAUUCAAUCCAUAUAAGUGAUAAUAAACUGAUUUAGACAGCUCAUAUAAA